This is a messenger RNA of Chara braunii, 3262 nucleotides long. Lineage: Eukaryota; Viridiplantae; Streptophyta; Charophyceae; Charales; Characeae. The record is from the annotation of a GenBank genome assembly.
ACCCAGGAGAGUGUUUGUGACGGUAGUGGGUACUAGUGGCCAUGAUGCAGCAGCAACAGCAGGAGCCUGAGGCCCAGAGUGGGUACGAGAGUGAUGACGAACAAGCUUCGGUGGGGGAGAAGGCGAAGCAUGUCCAGCAGGGACCGGUGGAGGAGGGGGUUGGCAAGUCCCAGGAGACGUCAGGUGAGCACGAGGGNGGAGGAGGGGGUUGGCAAGUCCCAGGAGACGUCAGGUGAGCACGAGGGUCAGAAGCAAGGUCGAUCCUCAGAUGAAGGCGGGGUAAAGCAGCAGAAAUCCAAUGAGAAGGUUGAGGGUUGGGGUCUGACGGAAGCCCUGGAGGCGUCGAAGAUGGACGCCGAGAAAAUGAUUCCAACGACCGGAGAACUGAAGGCCUUACCAGAGGCGAUGCCAGUCUUCCAAGGGGCGCCAUACACCAUGGCUGAACCAUCGAAAGUGCCGGAGCAAGGGGGCGAUCAAGCCCAUCAAGCCCAUCAAGCCCAUCAAGCCUAUCAAGCCUAUCAAGCCCAUCAAGCUCAUCAAGGGGGUGAUGAACGUUCUGAAGGCAAUACCGUGCUGUCCAGCCGUGAAGCGCCGGUCGUCUUGCGUUCGAAACAGGGAUUGGGUGGUGGGGAGGAGAGGAAGCGCUCUGCUCCCGAGGACGAGGAAGAGAGAAGAUUCAUCGAAGCUGCCAGACUGGUCACCGAUGUGCAGCAGUUCUUUGGACCUGGUCAACCUUUGAAAAUGUCCGGUGGCGGGAGUUACCGCUCGUACGAAGCUCCUUCCUCUGCUCUUGCCACGUGUCCGACGCCGGCACCGCAAUCUGGCAGCUCUACCUUAUCGGAGCCAUCUAAUCAGCCGCCUGGGAUGACUUAUCAAUCAGUCAUCGGGCCAGCAGCGGCUGUGAUUGCGCCCACGGCGUCUAAGGAUGAGCAGCGAGCAGUGGACAGCAGCAAGCCGGCUAUGUCGGCUAUGGCGGCGGGGGAGGUGGAGGCAGUGGAGGGAGGGAGACAAGGACGCGACCAGCCAAUGACCAUCGAGGAGAGGGUGAUGAGGAGGCUGAAGGAGGAAUUUAGUGGAGGCGGCACAGGCGGGGCGAGUGAAGCCGAGAGUUAUCGACCGACAUAUGUUGUCCAGCAUCCAGGAGAGGGAGGGCACGAAGGAGAUGUGGGUGUAGCCGCCUCUGCUGCCUCCCGUUGUACGGGAGCUUCGCUGAAGCCGGGACUUGGGCAAGUGCUGGAUUUGCAAGAGGCUGCUGCCGCCGUCGUCAAAUAUGAGGGUGCGAGAAGGGAUAGGCAAGGUGAAGAGGGAGAAGAGGUAGAAGGCGGCGGUGGUCCCGGCUCAUCAGCUAGCGAGCUGCUGCGUGAGCAGGCAGAGGAUCUUCACCGGGAACGCCGAGCACAAGCUCUCGUAAGAGCGGAGAAAGCAGCCGCCGAGGCUGAAGCAAGAAAAGAGAUGAUUAAGACGGUAGCUUGGAAGAAGAAGGAAGUGGCAAAGGCAGAGGCCCAGCUUGCUGAGAAAGUGGAGAAGGCGGAGACUCUGAAGGCAGCGGCGUUCGAGCAACUAGAGAAAACGACAGCCAAAGUAAACCAGAAAGUUGAGGAGAAGAAGGCAGCGGUCAUGCAUGAACUCGACGAAAAAAUUGCACAGGCGGAGGAGAAAGCGGAAGCUAUAUUGGAGAAAGGGGAAAUUGAGAAACCGUCAGUGUUAUCAAAGAUAGGCCAUGCCAUAGGUCUCGGUGGAAAAGGGUGAGUCACCUGCCAUAGCCUUGCCAAAUUGGGAGAGUAUUACCACAUGGUCCACAUCAGAUUCUCCCAACCACACAAUGCAAGCCAAAUGGGAACAUCAAGCAGACAUCCCUUUCAGCUGAACGAAUCGGGACUGCAACUUGGGCAUAUAGUACAGAAAACAUUUAGAGUUGGAGGAGAGUUACUUUGACGGUUUGACCUAACGCGUUACGCGUGCAAAGAACAAUUAUAGCAUUGUGUGCAAAGAACAGUUAUAGGAUUGUGUGCAAAGAACAGAUUGGAGGGACUCGAGGGAGUGAUCGGUCGUAUUAUUAGCCCGUGCGAUUGAAAUCUACUCAACUGGAAUUCAGCCCCUCAAACUGUGCAGAUCCGUGAUUGUCCCGAGUCCUCAUAUCGUCAUAUGAGUUGUAGCCUUGUAGGUAGUGUACAUGGUGACAGCAUGUUAGCAGGAAGUGUGAUAGAGGAUUGUCUGUGUCGUGUGUGUGUGUGCGCGUCAUGUGUAUGUGUCAUAUGUGUGUCAUGUGUGUGUGUGUGUGUAGUGUGUGUGUGUGUGUGUGUGUGUGUGUGUGUGUGUGUGUGAGAGAGAGAGAGAGAGAGAGAGAGAGAGAUCAGGACUGGUCACCGUGAUAACAUAUCGUUUAUAUUCCUGAGCAGCGAUCAGCACUGUAUGCAUAGACCUCUGGGUGGUCAGUGUUGUAGAAUCAAUGUAGAUGUGUGGAAUUGUUUACCUUCCCUAGGCUAGCAAAUUUAGCUGUUGAAGGAGCAUGAAUAUGAUGACCCUAGACUGCGAACUUCACCGUUUUAGAGGGGGCAAUAACUUGGGUGCAUCAGCCACAUGGGCACAGCUGGCCGAAGUCAUUUACCCACCUCUGCACCCCCCUCCCCUGCCCCAAGUGGACAAGCAUAAAUGUCAGGGUUUCACAGAAAGAUGGCCCAUUUAGGCAGGAACGUCAGGCCUUCACUACCAAAUCACACUGUACACUGUACAGUGUACAGAAGGAUACCCUAUCCGGUCGUUUUCCCACCUCUGCCCCCACCCCCCACCCCCCACCCCUCGUUGCUAUCCACCUAAAUGGGCCACCUUCACUACUAAAUCACACUCAGUCUGUACAGUAUGGGUUGCACCGAAGAUCUGGGUAGAGGAGUUUUAAUUUUCUUCUUUAUGCUUUAUAGUUCUUUUUUGUCUUUUGUGGGAGGACAAAACUUACGCAUAAGAACCGUUGCAGUGACGAGGGAGGUAAGUGCGUUGAUGCCGUGGUGGGAGAGUGGAAGAGAAUGGGGGGGCAAGUGAAGAAGGGGUGAUUUGUGUCCCGCGCAUGCGUUGCAUGGAGCUACAAAAAGCAAGUGUCAUGGAACAGUUGGUAGAGCGGACGGUUUCAAGUGUCAUGGAACAGUUGGUAGAGCGGAUGGUUUUGGUAGCAAAGGGAGGAGAGUGGAAGAGUCUGGGGGGGCAUGCGAAGAAUGGUGACUUGUUUCUUACGCGUGGAGGGGUGAAAAGCGAAGUGUUAUGGGAAAGU